Molecule: messenger RNA, 2463 nt
Organism: Echinops telfairi (small Madagascar hedgehog)
Lineage: Eukaryota; Metazoa; Chordata; Mammalia; Afrosoricida; Tenrecidae
Gene: FIGNL1
Product: fidgetin like 1
Exons: 2
Coding region: 79-2127 (682 amino acids)
Molecular function (GO): ATP hydrolysis activity; microtubule severing ATPase activity; ATP binding
Source: RefSeq, a predicted model, not a curated record
UCUGACCUGGUGGAAUGAACUCCAAAUGUACUACAAGUCAACAUUAUCAUCCAUUCUGGAAGUUGGCAGACAUCCAUAAUGAGGACUUCCAAAAUGCAGACCUCCAACUCUAGAUCUGUGCACUUGAGUGAAUGGCAGAAGAAUUAUUUUGGAAUCACAUCUGACAUAUGUUCUUCAGGACAGAAGGCAGAUGCAUACCGUGCCCAGAUACUGCGCAUUCAGUAUGCAUGGGCAAACUCAGAGAUCUCCCAAGUCUGUGCUACCAAACUGUUUAAAAAAUAUGCCGAGAAAUAUUCUACAAUUAUUGAUUCUGACAACGUUGAAACUGGCGUGAAUAAUUAUGCAGAAAACAUUUUCACUUUGACAACAUCUCAGCAAGCUGACAGUGACAAGUGGCAGUCUGGAUUGACAAUAAGUAAUGUUUUCAAACUGAGUAAUGUACAAAAGAUGAUGCAAGCUGGCAAAACAUUCAAAGACUCUCUAUUGGCACCUGCUGACUCAUCGGUAGUAAUCUCUAAGGAGGCCAGUGCCUUUGAUUCUCCAAAAUUUAGUGUGUAUGGUUUUGGAGAGAAUAAACUUUCAACUGCCACAAGUCACAGUACAGAUAGGGCCCAAGCCAGCCCAGAAAAUGUAAGUUCUUUAGAGUGUCCUCAGAAUACACAGGCACCGAUGGUGACUAACACUAGUAAAACUUGUCCUGCGUUCUCAGUGCCUUUAGGUGAGUCAGCCACCGCAAAAUUCCAUGCCACACAAUUAUUUGGAAAUGUUAAAAAGGAAAGUCACGACUCUCCAAAAGCCAACAUGGGACUAAAUAUGUCCUCAUCCAACCAGUCUUGUUUGCCUCCUGGCUGUCAAAAUUCCCAGGAAAAGAAGGCUUUUUAUAGUGUUGGUACCAGUUGCAUUGAUACACUUUCCAAUCCAAUUCUGAAUAAGUCUUUUAGUAAAAUCGAAGAUAAUUGCCAGAGAGAGGAAAACAGCCUGCCUACUUUUAAAACUGCUAAAGAACAAUUAUGGGUUGAUCAGCAAAAAAAGCACCAACCUCAGCGGGCAUCAGGAUCUUCAUAUGGCAGUGCAAAAAAGUCUCUGGGAGCUGGUAGAUCUCGAGGAAUAUUUGGAAAAUUUGUUCCUCCUGUACCCAAGCCGGAUGGGGGAGAUCAGAAUGGUGGAAUGCAGUACAAAUCUUAUGGGGCAGGACCUACAGAACCAGCUUAUCCGGUGGAUGAGCGUUUGAAGAACCUGGAACCAAAGAUGAUUGAACUUAUUAUGAAUGAGAUUAUGGAUCAUGGACCUCCAAUAAACUGGGAGGACAUAGCAGGAGUAGAAUUUGCCAAAACCACAAUAAAGGAGAUAGUUGUGUGGCCCAUGCUGAGACCAGACAUCUUUACUGGUUUACGGGGGCCUCCUAAAGGAAUUCUGCUCUUUGGGCCUCCUGGGACUGGUAAAACUCUAAUUGGCAAGUGCAUUGCGAGUCAGUCUGGGGCUACAUUCUUCAGCAUUUCUGCUUCAUCUUUGACUUCUAAAUGGGUAGGUGAGGGAGAAAAAAUGGUCCGUGCAUUGUUUGCUGUUGCAAGGUGUCAGCAACCAGCCGUGAUAUUUAUUGAUGAAAUUGAUUCCCUGUUAUCUCAAAGGGGAGAUAGUGAGCAUGAAUCUUCUCGAAGGAUAAAAACCGAAUUUUUAGUUCAAUUAGAUGGAGCUACCACAUCCUCUGAAGAUCGGAUUCUCGUGGUAGGAGCAACCAAUCGGCCACAAGAAAUUGAUGAGGCUGCCCGGAGAAGAUUGGUGAAAAGACUUUAUAUUCCUCUCCCAGAAGCUUCAGCCAGAAAACAGAUAAUAGUCAAUCUGAUGUCCAAGGAGCAAUGUUGUCUUAAGGAAGAGGAGAUUGAACUGGUCGUGCAGCAAUCUGAUGGAUUUUCUGGGGCAGAUAUGACACAGCUUUGCAGAGAAGCUUCUCUGGGUCCUAUUCGCAGUUUACAAACUGCUGACAUUGCCACAAUAACACCAGAUCAAGUCCGACCCAUAGCUUACAUUGAUUUUGAAAAUGCCUUUAGAACUGUUCGACCCAGUGUGUCUCCAAGAGAUUUAGAACUCUAUGAAAACUGGAACAAAAUGUUUGGCUGUGGAAAAUAAAUGGUACAGUUACAAUGAAAAUGUGGCAUCUUUCUGAUAAAGUUUUUUUCUUUUUUUUUAGCAUAGGCUACUGGGAAUUUAUCAGUUGCAUAUUUUAGUGUAUAUUGUGAGUUCUGUACCUCAAAUCCUGAAAUAUAAUUACAUAACAAUUGCUUAUAUUUUACAAUUGUGUGACAUAACAUUAAAUAAGUUUUACUUACCCUCUAGCCUUUACUUGAUGUAAAACUUUUAUGCAAAAUCAGUAUGAACUUGUUAGGUCAUGUUUCUAAGAGAUACUUGUUUAAAGAUGUGUAAUAUGUAAUAUGUGCUCAAAUUUAAAUUAAAAGAAUAAGUUUG